Ostreococcus tauri is the source of this 2790-nucleotide messenger RNA. RefSeq names its product Chloride channel, voltage gated. Gene Ontology annotation, molecular function: voltage-gated chloride channel activity. Lineage: Eukaryota; Viridiplantae; Chlorophyta; Mamiellophyceae; Mamiellales; Bathycoccaceae. The transcript has a single exon. Bases 1 to 2790 code for a protein of 929 amino acids. Gene Ontology annotation, cellular component: intracellular membrane-bounded organelle; membrane. Gene Ontology annotation, biological process: transmembrane transport; chloride transport. The record is from RefSeq and is a predicted model, not a curated record.
AUGGAUGAAUCGUCCAGCGGUGCGACGCGCGCGCAGACGGUGCGCGCGACGAGCGCCACGAUGCUCGCGCGCGCGUCAAACAGUCAAGAUUCUUUACACGCGCGCGACGCUGAGCCGACGAAUUACGUCCCCUCCGCGCCCGCGCUCGUCGGGCAAGUCGUCGGAGGCAAUGAGACAGACGCGGCGCACCUACGGUUACAGAGGAUGGCGGCGUUCGAGUCGCACGAUUACGACCCGAUCGACAAUGACUUGGAGGAGGAUGCCUUGCGGGCGCGCGACCGGGAGGAUUAUCGACGAGAGAUUUGGUGGAAGUGGGCGACGAGCGCGAUGAUCGGAAUGGUGAUGGGGUUCAUCGCUUUUGUCGUCGAUGGGUUGGUGGAUAAGCUGAAUCUGUUCCGGUACGGCGUCAUCGGGGACAAGGUGGGGACGGAUGGGUACGCGCGGUUUGUGGCGUGGUUAUUGCACGUUAUCGUGAGUUGUCUGUUCGCCUCCGUCGCGGGGGGGUUAGUGAGUUACGUCGAACCUUUGGCGGCGGGAUCAGGGAUUCCUGAGUUGAAAACGUACCUCAACGGCGUGCAUCUGAAGGGGUUGUUAAGGUUGAAGACGGCAGUCGCCAAGCUCGGCGGCAUCGCAUUCAGCAUCGGCGCUGGACUCAUAGCAGGUAAGGAAGGGCCGUUCGUGCACGGCGGUGGUCUCGUCGGAGGCGGGCUGAGCGCGUUUGGGUCGAAUACGCUCGGUUUUAGGCUGAAGAAACCGGCUUGGUUUCGGGACGAUCGUAACAAACGCGAUUUUGUCGCCAUCGGCACCGCGACGGGCGUGGCGGUGGCGUUCGCGGCGCCCAUCGGUGGGAUGUUAUUCACCGUGGAGGAAGGCGCGAGUUUUUAUAACUCUGACAUGUUAUGGCGAGGGUUCUUAGCAACGUGCACGGGCGUGCUCACGAUGCAUUGGCUCGAGCAGCUUGACUUUGACGCGAACGACUUUGCGCGCGCGCGGUUCGGCACUCAUCGUGAUUUCGGUCUGUACACCGAUAACGAGGCGGAUUACUCUAGAAAUUAUUGGUGGUACUUUUGGGAAGUUCCCAUCUUUAUUCUCAUUGGCGCAUGCGGAGGGCUCCUGGGCGCGGCGUUUGUGAAGAUGAACGUGCGGAUCACGAAGUGGCGAGCGUUGCACAUCCCUGUGACAGAUAAGCGCAAGCGUCUACUGGAAGUGAUUACCAUCGCCGGAAUCACAUCGACGCUCUUCUUUUUCUUCAUGUCGGUGUCGCCUUGCAAGGACGUUCCCACGCCGCUGAUGCCCGGUUCCAUCGACGACCUCGGUGUGAUUUCAAACACGACGUUUGAGUACGGAGAGGAGACUCGCGACGAGAUUCGCAAAGACUUCUUCAAGCAGCUUUACUGCCCCGAUGGACAGUAUUCUGUGUACGGUCAGUUGUUCUACAAUCCGCUGUCGACGUCGUUCAAGUUUUUGUUGCAUCUCGGCGAGGUUGGAGAGUUUGGUGUAGACGGAGAGCACCCGUUCCCCAUCAGCGCUCUGAUCUGGUACUUCCUGCUCACCUUUUCCUUGAUGACGAUCACGUACGGCAUCGGCGCCCCGACGGGACUCUUCGUUCCAUCGCUCGCCGUAGGCGCGUCUUUCGGCCAGCUCGUUGGUCGCAUCGUGGCCUCCAUCGCCAGUCAUCGAGGAAGUGAGGUGAGGAUCAACUUGCACGCGUACGCAAUCAUAGGCGCGGCGGCGAAUCUCGGUGGGGCAACGAGAAUGACCAUAUCGAUCACAGUUUUGGUCAUGGAAACCACUGGGUCGAUGCAAUUGAUCAUCCCGCUCAUGCUGACGAUUUUCACUGCGAAAGCCGUCGGGGACAAGUACACGCACGGGAUUUACGACACGCACAUCAAAAUCCGAGGCGCGCCAUUCUUAGAGGAACCCGAGCUCGCGGGUCCCGCCGCAGAUAAGCUUCGUGUGAAUGAAGCGAUGGCAGACGACCUCGUGACGCUGCAACCGGUGAUGCCGAUCUCGGAUUUAUUGCAAGUUCUCACGACGACGAGUCACGGAGCGUACCCGGUAACAGAGCAACCUCCGGCGUACGCGGGCGAAGAGUUUGAGCUGCACGGUUCCAUCACGCGCAACUUGUUGCUCAAGAUGUUGCUUCAUAGAAUAUCAUUCGUCCCGACUGUGGGCGGUCGAAGCGAUGAUGGACGUCUGUUUUCGACUCAACGCGAGCGAGACGAACUCCUGGAGCAGUUGAAACAGAUUCCGUUCAAGGUGCCGAGCGCGAGAGAGGUCGCGCACAGAGUCUCCGACGAGGACAUCCAAACCAUGUCCGUCGAUCUUCGAAGUUUCAUGCAGAGACAUCCGUUCGUCGUGCACGGAGACGCGCGAUUAAGUCGGGCAUACAGACAGUUCCGCACGAUGGGUCUGCGUCACAUGUACGUCAUGCCCUCGCGUCCGCGCGUCGUCGGGUUGCUCACUCGCAAGGACAUCAUCGAUGAGCGAUCCAGUCUCACUUUGGGCCUGUACGCGCGAGGUUUAGCCCAUCCAAGAGCGCGAACGGUCUCUCGCUCGUUCGAGCCCGAGUUCGAUCCUCGAGACGCGAGCGCGCGCGACGUCGACGGCGCAGACGACGCAAAGGACGAGCGCCAGACGCACCUUCCGUACAUUCCGUACUACAGCAACAACGCAAACACCGGCGACGACGACGGGGUCGAGCCAUCGCGCGUGGACGCAUCCGCGAACCCGUUCGAGGCCUCCAGCGCCCGCAGGCGCCCGCACGGCGGCGCGCGCCCGCGCCCGUGA